AAUCUCAUAUAAUAAAAAAUUUAAUUGAAUUAAUUCUAUAUACUGAAAUAAAAGUAAUAUUUAUAUAAAAUAUCAAAUAAUAUAAAUUAUUGAUAGUAUAGAUAUAUGAAAAUAUAUUUCGGAGACAAUGAUACAUUAUUGUCUAAAGAAAGAAAAGAGAUAAAAGAAAUGAUAUUGUCAUAGUACAGAAUGUAAUGAAUUCCUUUCACAUCUCUUUAGUAAAUAGAGCAUAACAUCUUGAAGUUCUUUAGUUUCUCUUAGUAUUGAAUACUAUUAGUAUUCCAAUAUUUUCUGCUGAUCAUAUAACAUAUGAUUUUGCUAUAUUUUCCAUUAUUAAUUUUAUUUGGUGCCUUUAUGCUAUAAAUCGCAUUGUUACAAUGAUGAAAAAAAAAUAUGUAAACGUAAUGGUUCUAUGGCAACUGUUAAUAAUUAUAAAUAUUAAUGCAAAAACUACACAAAUUCUCAUGCCAAUGAAGAUUGAUAUGCCAAUAGAUUCAAGUUCACAAGCAACAAAUAAUGAAGAAUCACCAGAAAGCAAUGUGAUGAAUGACUUGUUGAAAAAAGGGCAAUUUUUUAGGGAUCUGUUCUCCGAACAAUUAUCAGCGCACGAAAUUGAGUUUGGCCAUGUAUGUGAAAAUCCUGAUGAAUGGGAGCAACGAUUUGAACGAAAAGAUAUGAAAGCAAAUAAUUAUCGUGGAAAGGUAAAAUGGGGAAACAAAAAUGGAGAAUAUGGAGAACAUUAUUGGGAUUUGAAUCAUUAAGUUAAAAUAAUGUUAAAACUCUUUAACAAUUAUAAUAGAUUAGAAUGAAUACUUUAAUAAGCAAACACUUUUAUUAUUAUUUCUACUUGUAAAUUUUGAAGAAUUUAACGUGUUAAAUAAGGUAUGCUUACGUAUGCGCAUUAAUUAACAAUUGUAAAGAAAAUAAUAAUAAUAAAAUAAUAAAUGAAACUAAA
Vespula pensylvanica (western yellowjacket) is the source of this 955-nucleotide messenger RNA. RefSeq lists its product as uncharacterized. Bases 378 to 761 code for a protein of 127 amino acids. The transcript is spliced from 4 exons. Lineage: Eukaryota; Metazoa; Arthropoda; Insecta; Hymenoptera; Vespidae. The record is from RefSeq and is a predicted model, not a curated record.